Messenger RNA from Colossoma macropomum (tambaqui), 4655 nucleotides. It is a transcript of the gene ildr1a, whose product is annotated as immunoglobulin-like domain containing receptor 1a. The transcript has 8 exons. Gene Ontology annotation, cellular component: plasma membrane. Lineage: Eukaryota; Metazoa; Chordata; Actinopteri; Characiformes; Serrasalmidae. Bases 219 to 1709 code for a protein of 496 amino acids. The record is from RefSeq and is a predicted model, not a curated record. Gene Ontology annotation, molecular function: high-density lipoprotein particle receptor activity.
GUCUCAGGGCGUGUCUGAGAGGAGCAGGAAACAGAGAGAGACGACAGAGAGGGUCAGUCUGAAGAGCCUCGACGAGCUCUGCUUCAAAGCGGAUAAAGGCUGUUUAACUUCUCCAGCUCCUCCGUGCGGGUCUUCAGGCGCUGAGCUGAGUGUGUUCUGGUCUCUCUGGAGGAGUUUUGGACUGACUGGUCGUGUUUUGACCGUUGGAGUUGGAGACAAUGGAGAGGCUGCUGGUGGCUCCGCUGGUUCUCAGUUUCCUCCUCUCAGGCGUUGUGGCUGUUCAGGUGACCAUUCCCGUCUCACAGGUGAGUACGGGCCUUUUUACCACGGUCACACUGCGGUGCGACUAUUCGACUUCAGCGACUGCUCAGAAUGUGCUGGUCACCUGGCGCUACAAGUCCUUCUGCAAAGACCCUGUGCUGGACUACUACUCAACAGCCUACCAGGCCGCUCUGCAGCUGGGUCAGGACCCAUCCAACGACUGUCCAGACAGCCAGCGCACAAUCAGGACUGUGGCUCAGAAACAGGGCACAAAUGAAGCCACUUUGGGUCCAAACUACAGAGACCGCAAAAUCUACAUCCAGAACAAUGCCGACCUGGUGAUCAAUGAGGUGAUGUGGUGGGACAACGGUGUCUAUUUCUGCUCAGUUGCCGCUGUUGGAGACAUGACAGGUGAUGGGGAGAAAUACAUGAAACUCAUCGUCUACCACUGGCUGACGGUGCUCUUCAUAAUCAUUGGAGCCCUUCUCCUCAUCAUCCUCUUUUGCAUCUGCUGUUGUCAGUGUUGUCCUCAGCGCUGUUGUUGUUACAUCCGCUGUCCCUGCUGCCCACAGACUUGCUGCUGCCCUGAGAAAGCUGUGAUGCAGCACAGGAUGAUGAAGGAGGCUCAAAAGGCCAUGAGUGCCUGGACAAACGGACAGCAGGUCUACGCCCCCCUGAGUAACCACAGCUCUGUUUACCAGAUGAAUCCCAUGCUGUACGGAGGUUCGGCAUCAGGAAAGAUCCCCAUGACCCCUGUGCCCCUCCCUCCUCCUCAACCAGGCCUAGUGCCUGUUGCCAUGCCACCACCAAGCAUGCAUGGUAAUGGGAGUGUCCACGGUAGUGCCCAUGGCACCAAUAAGAUGCUGGACUACUUGGAGAACCAGGUGCGGGGCAUGGACAUGACCAGCCCCCUCCUCCAGCCACAGCCAGCCCUGCAGCAAAUCCCCCCACCACCACAGCACAUGCCCCAGAAUGUGCCCUUCUCCGCUGGCCCUCCCAGUAUGCUCUCUGCACUUGACGAUGGCCCCAAUAACCGCCGCCCUCCCGGAACACGGCCUCCCAGCGGUUCGUCCGGCUACGGCCGUCACUAUCCUCCUCCGUCUGGGCGCAGCAUGCCCCGAAGCUACAGUCAGGAAGACAUGCUGGAUACCCGGAGCCGGGCGGGAGGGGCCGGUUACCGCCCACGCUCCCGCUCCCGAGAUGACCUGCUGGCAGAACCCCGCCGUCCAGGGCCAUCAAGACAGGACCGGAAUUACUCCCCCCAGCACCACCGAGGGUCCUGGGGCUCGGCCAGCGACGAGGACAGCAGAAGGGGCGGGUCCAGAGGAGCUAGAGGCGGAGGCUGGUCCGACCACCCACCCAGCUACAGCGAGUAUGAGCCAGGCCAGAAGCCGAUGAAGCGCUUCUCUGAUAAGAGCUCACGCAGUGGAGGCAGUGUAGUGAUCUGAAGUUUCUCUCUGUUCCACCAUAAUGGAGCGUAUCCAGGAAAGGCUAACUUCAAACCAUCGCCAAGGACAACACUGAACUGUUAUAAACGUAUAUGAAGGUUUUUAUUAAGGUUUUAAAGCUGUGCUUUGACUGGGCAUGCCCAGCCCUGCUCUAGUAGACCUACUGCCCUAAUUCUGCCAUCAAGAUGCUUCUGAGGACCUUGAAAAACUGGAUGAGGUGUGUUAGUUAAGGGUUGGAGCUAAACUCUGCUAGGCGGUAGAUAGCCAGGAGCAGAGCUGGGCAUCUAUAACCUCUUUUUGUCUUGGUUUGUCUUAAUUUGCUGAGCCAAACAUCCAAAGAAAGUCUUACAGUGGCUGAGAAGACCCAAUGAACUGCAGAAUAAAGAAUGAGCUGCGAACUCUUUCAUCAAAAAGACAAUGUGCUACUCUUUACAAAUGCUCAGCAAGCUAAUAAAAUGCUUUUGUAAAUUCAAAGACACUCUGAAAACACUUGCAUCAAAAUGACGACACCAGUGCUACAUUGUACAAACACACUGCAAGUACAGAAAACACAUGCAACUUAAGGAAUACUGCAGAAUCAAUCACAGCACACCGGAAAUGUUUCCGGAGGACAUUCAAAGAUGGAGCCGUUCAAACUUUUACAUUUUGUGCAGUUUACUGUUAUUUGAAAACUAAUAUUUAUUUGAUAACUGAAAUAUAAAUUUUAUAGAAAACGAAUAUCACUGUUUGGUAAUGGAAAUUAGCUGUGAAGUUUAACUGUAAAACUUCAAAUAGCAAUACCAGACCUGUAGUAUAGCUUUAACAUGUCAAAUAGUUAACUAGCCAGCCAAGUUAACCAUGAACUUGCAGUAAUGUGAGUCUCUGUGGUCUUACCAACUUCUGCCAGUGAUUUCAUCACAGAUAUUCCAUCUCUUCAAGAAACAUUUGUUAUGUUGUGAAUGUCUUUACAGUAUUUUCUAAAUUUGCAUCGCAUUAACGAGUUUGCAAUGUGUUUUAAUUGUACUGUGCAUAGAGUCUUGUCAGCCACCAUAGUCUUUGGAUAUGAAGUGAUAGGCCUAAUCAAUUGUGAAAUUUUAGCUGGUAAUUAAUUAGUGUAUAAAUAAUUUAGAUUAGCUAGUUGUGUUCUUUUGGGUUGAUUGUACACAGCUAGUAAUGUACAAGCCUAAAGUGACCACACUGGCUGAUUAGCUGUCUUGCUUCCUAGUUGUCGAUACUGGGUAGCUCCCAACUGAUGACAGAAAGACCCUUAAAGUGUCACAGUAAAUCUGUUUUCUGCUCUCUUUUAUUUACCUGUAUUUGCCUUUGCCCAACUAAUAGUCUGUAACUAUAUGAUUGUGAAAGCUAACAACUGUUGAAAAUUAUGAAUUAAAUGACUAGGCAAUCAUGUAUUAAUUGUGACAGGCCUAGAUGUUUAUAUGUUUUUAUAACAAAAGAUAUUUUAGGGGAUUUUUAGGGGAUUUUUCCACUGCACAAAGUACCAGGACUUGUGUCACUGUACCAGUACCGAAGUUUCCAGUUUUAUGGAUUUUGGUAUCUGUUUAAGACUGAUACCAACUUGACCUAAUGGUAACUCGAGGGUAUUCUGUGUUUGGUAACACUUGCUGCUGAAGCCAACAAAAAAUGAUCAAAUUUACUCUCCCAGGUGAAGAUAAAGUCACCGAGCACUUACAUCACCAAUAAGAACACCAGAAAUUAAGACAAAAUGAUCUGUUAAUGUGUCGAUUGUUAUUGUUAGAAUAAUUACUCUGUAAAGAGUUCCCUAAGGUAAGAUAAUUAGGACGCAAAUGCUAACGCUAUUAACAUUCAUGCUAGCCUCCACAAAAUUUUGCUCAUAUUUUCACAGAGAAAAUUGUAAGCUAUUCUUGAUUCUGCACCCAAUUCUGUGUAACUGUAGAGAUUUGUGACUGUGAUUAGCCAUGUAGUAACUUCUAUCGUUUAAUAUCAGCCAAGAGGUUAUGCUAGCUAUAGUUAGCAAGCAAGGUAGCUAAUUAGCCAAAUUAGAUGUGUUUAAUAAAAUGAAGAGUGCAAUAAAAUCCAGAAAUACAAUAAAAUUGUUAUUGGUGUUAUUAUAACGGUUCCAGCUGUCUCUCAAGUAGGUGGAAAAUAACCUUGAACUAAAACCGCAAGUCCUGUUGGUUGCUGUUUGGGUCAGUUCUUGUUUUUUGGAUGUGCAGUGGGAAAACACCCUUAGCUGCUACUGAAUUUCAAAGGUCAAAUUCUGUGGCCACUAAACAGGAAGUCAGAAGGCAUUCCAUUUUCACUAAAAUGAACAUGUAAAUUUUUGUGAAGAAUGUUUAUAACUAGUUAGUCCCUGAUAUAAUGCUUCUUUAACAGAUGCUUUUUAGAUAUUAAUGUAUUUGUACAGUGUAUAUAAUGGUGAUCUGUUGGAAGCUAGUGUUUGUGGUGUGUUUAGAUAGUAAGGCCACAUAUUGAUUUUUAAAGCUGUUUUGUUUACAUUAAUUAAUGUUUCUUAUAUGUAUUUAUUCUCAAAUAUGUCUUUUUGUAAAAUGCCUCAGGAGCAUAAAAUGACUCAAAUAAGUAUCUCAUUUAUAUAGAAUUCCAUUUUAUAGCCUCUUUACCUUUGGUAGGGUUACUGUUCUCUUCAGCCUCACAAGUGGACCUAAAUGCUCAGGUGUCUUAACUUGUACACAUAUGAAUUUAAAAGCCAUUCAUUUGUAUUUAUCUGCCUAGAGAGUUUUUUUUAUAUAUAUAUUUUCUUUUCUGAUGUUAAUGAAGUGAUCUUUCUGUCUGAUGUUGUGAUAAGCUGUUUGAUGUGAUUCAAAGACAUCUUGACAAAGUAAAAAACAUUAGGAAUCAUUUAAAGAAGAAGGUUUGCAUACUGUAUGAAUGUGUGUGGUGGAGGGGUCUGUUUUUUAAUAGUUAAUACUAAAUCUGCAAUAAAAAUCUAAAAAUAUACAAAAUGUGCAAUAAAACAUUUUUAAUAAA